Molecule: messenger RNA, 2109 nt
Organism: Cyphomyrmex costatus
Lineage: Eukaryota; Metazoa; Arthropoda; Insecta; Hymenoptera; Formicidae
Product: zinc finger protein 182
Exons: 3
Coding region: 1-2109 (702 amino acids)
Biological process (GO): regulation of transcription by RNA polymerase II
Cellular component (GO): nucleus
Molecular function (GO): zinc ion binding; RNA polymerase II cis-regulatory region sequence-specific DNA binding; DNA-binding transcription activator activity, RNA polymerase II-specific
Source: RefSeq, a predicted model, not a curated record
AUGGAUGUGGUGGAAGAGGGGGAGGCGAAAAUGUGCAGGCUCUGCGGCCAGUACGAGAAAAUCUACAUCGAUGUAUUCGGUGAGGAAGGUAUCAAACGCUAUCUUGGUCUCAAGAUUCACAGGAAAAUUAAUAUCUUGAUAGAUGAGAAGGAUCCUCUUCCCAAAGCGAUCUGUGUUCAAUGUCUGGGUAAACUUGAAUUUGUUUGUGAUUUUCAAGAGGAAUGUCUGCGUACUCAACAAGUGUUGCGUGAUCAGUAUAAUCUUCCACCAUUAACAGAGUCUAUAGAGGUAAAAGAUGAAGAAUCUGCAUUGCUGGUGGGUACAUCGUCGUCUGAUAAUAACAACAGUAUUGAAAAAGAUCUUAAUUCCACUAGAAACAAUCAAACUGAAGACAUAGUCAAGGAUUCACUAGAACAGCAGAAAAAGAGAAAUACAGCUCCGAAGAUUUUAAGAAGUCUUCGUAGUCAGCAACAAGCUUCCAAGUGCAAUGAUGAAAUUGCAGGAAAAAAUGUACAGACUCAAAGUACAGUAUCAUCACCGACUCGUUGGCUUAGAAGCAGGCAAACCGCAGAUUCGUCUGCGGUAAACAACGAAAAGAUUCCGAUUGCAAAUAGAUUAAGGAGUCACGACAAUGUGGAAACUAACAUCAAUAAUAGUCGUUCUACAAAUAAUAAUAGCAAUAACGAAAAUACAGAUAAACAAUGUUCAAAGCAGCAACAACAACAGGAUUCAUCGACGAUUCAGUUACCGACUUCAGCUUUGAAUAAAUUGUUGACAAUUGUUUCUAGCUCUCCCGAUAUCGAGGUUUCUGUGAAGGAGACAAGAAAUCGGAAUAACGAUGCCGAAGAUAUUAGUUUUACUGUGGAAUUGUGUAAGAAACAAAAUGAUGAGAUAUCGACAGCGCGAGCACGGGUUUUUCCUGAUCAAGGCUAUUGUCUAGUCGAUACAGCAAUCGUAGCUUUGCUGCAAAGCGAAAACAGAACAGAGGUGAACAGUAUUGUCAAUAGCAUUCUUAGCAAUACAUCGUCGAAAAACAGUAGUGCUGUGGCAAAAUUGAAAGAUUUAGCGGAAUUGGAACAGCGACUAGAAGCAACACAGAAUCCAGAAGAGCUCUUUAAAAUUGAUGGUGAGGAGAUUAAGGUAGAUGAUAAUGUGGAGCAUGUAGUAAAUGGAACACAGAAUGGUUAUGCGUGUAAACUCUGUCAAAAAUUCUAUGAACGCCGAGAUAAGUGUACGGUUCAUGUGAAGACGCACCUCGGUAUCAAGCAGUAUACAUGUGUCGUCUGCAACGCCAAAUUUGUUUGCAAAUCUGAUGUGAUGAAGCACAUUCGAUGUUCGCAUACUAAUCCUAGACCCAUACAAUGCCCUAAAUGUCCUAAACGAUUCAAAUCCAAAUUUUAUCUAGCUGAACACGACAAUGUUCAUAAGGGUGUGCGACCGUACAGUUGUACAGACUGUGAACAGAGUUAUCAUCACAAGGUUUCGUUGCAGAUCCAUAUGAAGUCACAUUUACCACCGCAAAAUUUGGCCUGCGAAUAUUGUGGCAAAGUCUUCCCAUUUCGUACGCGAUUACUCGGCCAUAUCGCAAGUGUUCAUCUGAAAAAACGACGUAAUUUUCGUUGUCGCUUUUGUUACAAUCUUUACUCGAGUCUAUCGGUGCUAAACGAACAUAUUAAAACUCGCCAUGCGACUACAUAUACGUGUGAUAUAUGUAGCAAGACUUUCAAAGUCGCUUCCAAGUAUAAAGCGCACGUAAUGCAGCACUCAAAUCCUAAACCGUUUGUGUGCAAUGUUUGCAAUAAUCGUUAUGCUUCUAAAGCGUUUCUCAAUGAGCAUUUAUUAAAGCAUGAAGGUUUACGUAAACACAUAUGCCAAGAGUGCGGCGCGAGUUUUGCACAAGCGAGUCAUUUGGCUGCUCAUCGUCAUGUACAUGGAGAAAAGACGCACGCAUGUCCGGAAUGUGGUAAAAAAUUCAAUCGUCGUGACAACAUGAAAGUGCACCGAAAACGGCAUUUCGAUGAAAAAAAGACUAGCAAUCCUAGCAAACAGAAAGUUACAUCCAACAAUAACGAUUUGACUGCUUUAACUACGUCUGUUAACGAGAAGUAA